Messenger RNA from Euleptes europaea (tarantolino), 2350 nucleotides. It is a transcript of the gene TRAPPC12, whose product is annotated as trafficking protein particle complex subunit 12. Gene Ontology annotation, molecular function: protein binding. The transcript is spliced from 11 exons. The record is from RefSeq and is a predicted model, not a curated record. The coding region runs from base 1 to 2334 and encodes 777 amino acids. NCBI's taxonomy places the organism in Eukaryota, Metazoa, Chordata, Lepidosauria, Squamata, Sphaerodactylidae. Gene Ontology annotation, cellular component: Golgi apparatus; TRAPP complex.
AUGGAAAGCAAAGAAUGCAACGUUGAGGAUGCCCUGACAAGAGAUGAUGUGUGUGCCACUCAGCUAGCUCAGGAAGAAUUUGUCUUUCAUGAAGAAACCAUUGAUCUUGGAGGAGAUGAGUUUGAGUCUGAAGAAAAUGAGACCAUUUCAGAAGAUUCCAAUAUCUUCAUGGAUAAACUUAAUGAGAACUUGAUGGAGAGUGUCAUCAUAUCAGAUUCUCCAAAUAAUAGUGAAGACGAUACUGGCGAUCUUGGAUGUCUGCAAGAAAUGGUGCAGCAACUGGAAGUCAAAGACCUUCAUGCAGCAGAAGGAGAGACAAGGAAAGAAGCUACUGAUACAGAGAGUGAAAUUGAACAUGAAGUUGCUCCUCAAGCUAUUUCUGAUGCUGGAAUCGAUGAUCAGCCCACAUUAAAUGAAGAGUUGAUUGAGGCAGAAGCAAUAGAUGAACUGAAAGUGGGAACGGAUACAGAGUUAAGUAGUAUUUCCAACAGUAUUGAUGAUAGCAAAGCUGAAGAAAAUAUAUCCUUGCCCCUUACCACAAAAACACCUGUGGACGCCGAGCCUAUUCCCGUGUGCACCAUUUUCAGCCAAGCAAAUCGCGUGAAUAGUCAGCAACAGUUCUUUCAUGAUGGCUUUGAGCCCCAAAUGGUGAAGUCGCCCAGUUUGGGUGGUAUAAGCGAGACUCCAGUGAAGAUACAUCCACAAGUGGUUCAGCCAAGUCCUAGCUUAAGCAAGUUUUUUGGUGAUGCCAUUAAUCCCAAUACACUAGCUUCUGAUUUUUUUGACUCAUUUACUACAUCAUCUUUUAUUUCUGUCAGUAACCCUAAUGCAAGCACCUCCUUACCAGAACAAAUGUCUUCUCUUGUGUCAACUGGAGAGUCCUGUGACUUUGCUGAUCCUAAGUACCCUGCAAAAAAUGGGAGAUCUACAUCUUCUCCAGAAAUGUCUCAGUCUCCAAAGCCAUUCUCCCAAAUCCAAGCGGUUUUUCAAGGUAGCGAUGACCCUUUUGCAACCGUGCUGAACAUGAGUGAGAUAGACCGAAGGAAUGAUGCUUGGCUUCCUAGUGAGGGAACUAGGAGCGUGCUGAUUUCUGUAGCUACCCAGCAGUAUAGUAAUGUUUUCAUAGACAAAGAGAAUCUCACAAUGCCUGGCUUAAAAUUUGACAACAUUCAGGGAGAUGCUGUAAAAGACUUAAUGCUCCGCUUCCUUGGUGAACCCGCUGCAGCAAAGAGACAAGUUCCAAACGCCAACUCGGUAGAACAGUCUUUUGUAGGAUUGAAGCAGCUGAUAAGCAGCAAAAACUGGAGAGCCGCAGUUGACUUAUGUGGACGACUUUUAACCGCCCAUGGCCAAGGCUACAGCAAAAGCGGUCUCCCCACAAGCCAUACAACAGACUCGCUGCAGCUCUGGUUUGUAAGAUUAGCACUCCUGGUGAAGCUGGGACUCUUCCAAAAUGCUGAAAUGGAAUUUGAACCAUUUGGAAACCUAGACCAGCCUGAUCUCUAUUAUGAAUAUUAUCCCCAUGUUUACCCAGGACGCAAAGGUUCCAUGGUUCCUUUCUCCAUGAGGAUUUUGCAUGCUGAACUUCAACAGUAUCUAGGAAAUCCUCAGGAGUCGCUCGAUAGGCUGCACAAUAUGGAAACAAUUUGCACAAAGAUAUUGGACAACUUGGAGCGUGGCUUAGCAGAAGAUGGAAGCAUGACUAACGUUACGCAGGAGAACAGACAGGCCUCCGUUCAGCUGUGGAGGUCACGUCUGGGCCGGGUGAUGUACUCCAUGGCAAACUGCCUCCUAAUGAUGAAGGACUAUGUGCUUGCUGUGGAGACCUAUCACACAGUCAUCAAAUAUUACCCCGAGCAAGAGCCUCAGCUGUUGAGUGGAAUUGGAAGGAUUUUCCUGCAGAUUGGAGACAUAAAAACUGCUGAAAAAUACUUUCAGGAUGUCGAGAAAGUGACUCCAAAAUUGGAUGGACUGAAGAGCCAAAUUAUGGUUUUAAUGAACAGAGCAUUUCUCCAUCUUGGUCUGAAUAACUUUGCAGAAGCUCACAAAUUCUUCACAGAGAUUUUGAAGAUUGACCCAUCAAAUGCAGUGGCUAACAACAACGCGGCUGUUUGUUUGCUUUAUCUGGGAAAACUGAAGGAUUCCCUCCGGCAAUUGGAAGGAAUGGUUCAGCAGGACCCUAAACAUUACCUCCACGAGAGCGUUCUUUUCAAUUUGACAACCAUGUAUGAACUGGAGUCCUCCCGCAGCAUGCAGAAGAAACAGGCUCUGCUCGAGGCGGUGGCUGUCAAAGAGGGCGACAGCUUCAACACUCAAUGUCUCAAGUUAGGAUGAGCCUCUCUCUCUCUCU